GCUUAUACGCUUGCCCAUCUCUAUGUGGCAGCGGCUGCAGUGGUGAAAAUUUGAGAGCAGCCUUUUUUACGUGUAGUUUUUUUUAAUUGCAUAUGAAGGCACAACAAAAGGAACACCAAAAUGUCAUAUCCACCGCGUGCGCCGAUGCCGCCAUAUAUGAAUGCGUCAAUACCACCGCCGCAUCUGAUGCCUCCCAUACCCCCGCCACGCAGCUAUCGCAACUCGGCGACGAUCAGCUCACAGCCAACAGUGUAUCAUCGACCGCCAGAGCCGCAGCCUCAGUUCCGUGGACCAGUCAUCACUGUCUUUGUGGGCAACAUUAGUGAACGCGUCCCGGAAUCGUUGCUGAAGCGCAUAUUGGCCACCUGUGGCGUUGUCAUCAAUUGGAAGCGUGUCUCCACGUUCGGAUUUUGUGAAUUCGACGGUCCCAUUGCGGCGAUGAGAUCUGUGCGGCUGCUCAGUGAACUGGAGAUUGAUGGUAAGAAGCUGGUGGCUAAGGUGGAUGCUAAGAACAAAACGCUAAUAGAGGAUUACAAGGAGAAGGAGUGCAAGAAUGGCGAAGGCGGUCCCAACGCCAUGGAUGAAAAGACUGAGGACGAGUAUGCCACCAGCCAGAUGCACGAGCUGCUCGAGGAGCACAAGCACGAAUUCGAGGGCUUCGAUGGCAGCAAUCGCGGCGACCUCUAUGGCAGCAGCAGCAGUAGCAAUCGCAACAAGAAGACGCGCCGCGGCGAAGAUGACAUCAAGAUCAAAUCGUUGAACGACAAUGCGCUCGAGGAGGAGAAACGCAAUUUGAUCAGCAGUGAGAUUGGCAAGUUCCGCAAACGUGCCGAGGCCGACGAGCACCGCAAGGAGCUCGAGAAGGAGAAGGAAAAGGAGAAGCAGCUGGCCAGUAAGGAGAAGGAAAAGGAGCGCGAGCGUAAAAAACAACAGCGCGAAGCGGAGCGCAAAAGCAACAGCAGCGCCGCCACCGGUGCUACCAGUGCGGGCGCCAGCGCUAGCAAACCCUCUGCGGUGGGCAGCGAAGUGGAGGAAAUUGUGGAAAUCACUGACAAGGAUCAGCCCAGCAAGGACUCAGUCAAUCAGCGCAGUCGCAAGGAUUCGAUAGUCACCAUCGAUGAGUCGCCUGCGCGCUUGUCUAAGGAUCAUAAGGAGCGCACCACCAGCAGCACCACUGACGCCCACAAGGAGGGACGACGUCGCGAUCGACGCUCCAAGUCGCGCACCAAGGAACGCGAUCGUGAACGCGAACGUGAGCGUGAUCGUGACCGUGACCGUGAUCGUGAGCGUGAACGCGAAAUGAUGCGUGAACGUGAGAUGCGUGAGCUGCGCGACAAGGAGCGUGAGCGUGAGCGUGAACGUGAACGGGAGCGGGAGCGUGACCGUGAGCGGGAACGUGAACGAGAACGCGAGCGAGAGCGCAUCGAGAUGCGUGAGCGGGACAGAGAGCGUGAACGUGAGCGUGAGCGCGAAGAGAAGAUCAUCAAGCCGGUGCGCGAUGCUCGUCGCGAAAAGGAAAUGGAGGAGGAGAUGCGCGAGCGCAAAAAGGCCGAGAAGAAGGCGCGCGAAAAGGAGGCCGCCUACCAGGAGCGUCUGACCAACUGGGAGAUACGCGAGAAGCGCAAAGCCAAGGAGAACGAAAAGUAUCGCCUCAAGGAGAUGCUGCGUCAGGAGGAGCGCGAAAAGGACGCCAAACGCUUGAAGGAAUUCGUUGAGGAUUACGAUGACGAACGGGACGAUGCACUCUACUAUCGAGGCCGUGAGCUGCAGCAACGCUUGGCGGAGCGGGUGCGCGAAGCGGAUGCCGAUUCGAAGGAUCGCGAAAAGGAGGCCGACGAACUGACCGAGUUGAAGAACAAAAUCUUUAGCGGCGAAUAUGAGAAUCCUUCGCAGGAGUUCGAGAAGGCGCGACGUGAAAUCGAAAAGCUCUACGAACCGCGUAUUCUGAUCAAUGUGAAUCUGGAGGCGCAGCGACGUGAUGCCGAGACACUGCACCAGGAGCAACAGGAGCAGCAGCAGCUGUUGCAGUCAGAGCGACGCAAGCAACAGCUGAACGACGAUUAUGACAGCCGAGACAGCGUGAUUGGCGUAGGAGGUGGUGCGGUGGUGCACAAGCCGCCGCCAUCGGAGGAUUCCAUAUCGACAAACGAUGAUCGCGCCUCUAUGGCCGACACGGCCUCCAAUGCCAGCGGCUAUUCCCAUCUCAAGAACAGCAACAACAACAACAUAAGCAACAACAGCAAUCCAGCUGGCGGCGGAGGCGGCGACGGCAGUGUCAGCCGACAGAAUAGCGAGUCCAGGGACUCAUUAGCCAACAUCCAUACGCCUACAAUGAAUGCCAUAGAGAAUGACCAUCAGACGGUGGCAGCAGCCGCUGCGGCCGCCUCGGCAAUGAGCAUGCCGCUCAUCUCUCUCACCCUCGGCAACAGUCUCAAGAAGAAGGUGAUCGAGACAACGGGCGUCUUUACCAACGAUGACGACAACGACGAGAACAUCAAUCCCAAGAAGCGCAAGCUGGUGCCUUUAGAUUAUGAUGACAAUAUAAGCAAUAGCACAUCAUCGAUAAGCGCAUCACAGACGGCUGCGGAGCGUCAGAGUUCUGCUGUAUCAGCGGCGACAGCUGCUGCCGCUGCCGUUAGCCAGAAGAUAGCGAAUGCGGGCGGUGGCAAUGGAUCUGGUUCAGCAUCCUCCGGAUCAAGUGGCAAGAAUAGCAGCAGCCAGCAUGGCAAGCAUGGCGGCGGCAGCAGCAGCGGCAGCGGUAGCAGCGGUGCCAACAAUGCCGGCAGCAAACACCAUGGUAAGAAUGAUGCAGCUGCAUCUGCGGGUGGCGCAGAUGCCGCCGCGACAAACACCAAAAAGGAUGAGAAUGGUGCAAAGGUGCAUGAUGAGAAACGUCGGCAUAUAAAAAGCAUUAUUGACAGGAUACCCACACAAAAGGAGGAACUAUUUAAUUAUAAGCUUGACCGCAACGAGAUUGACAGCGGUCUAAUGGAGCGCAAAAUACGUCCAUGGAUCAAUAAGAAAAUCAUCGAAUAUAUCGGUGAGCCGGAGCCAACGUUAGUGGACUUUAUAUGUUCCAAAGUAUUGGCCGGCAGUCCGCCCCAAAGCAUAUUGGACGAUGUCCAAAUGGUGCUGGACGAGGAGGCUGAAGUGUUUGUGGUGAAAAUGUGGCGUUUGCUCAUCUACGAACUGGAUGCCAAAAAGAGUGGCAUCGCUGGCAAGUAGAUGACAGACAGAUGUCAGCGCCUAUAACGGAGACGUUGCUAUAACUUUAAGUUACAUUUGUAAUGCCUAGAUACUAUACAAAAACAAAAAAAAAAAAAAAAUACGAAAAAAAAAAUCAAAA
Molecule: messenger RNA, 3346 nt
Organism: Drosophila navojoa
Lineage: Eukaryota; Metazoa; Arthropoda; Insecta; Diptera; Drosophilidae
Biological process (GO): regulation of alternative mRNA splicing, via spliceosome
Cellular component (GO): spliceosomal complex
Molecular function (GO): mRNA binding
Source: RefSeq, a predicted model, not a curated record